AUGAAUCUCUUUAGGCUUUUAGCCGACUUCUCGCAUCUGGCAUCUAUCUUCAUUCUUCUGCAGAAGAUGAAGUCGACCAGCAGCUGCGCUGGGCUGUCAUUCAAAUCCCAAGUCCUGUAUCUUUUGGUCUUCGUGACUCGUUAUCUCGAUCUUUUCUGGACGUUCACCGACUCAUUGUACCUCACCACGUUCAAGCUUCUCUUCAUCGGCUCUUCCGCCUACAUAAUCUAUCUCAUGCUUAACGACUACAAGCCGACCCAUGACCCUAAUAUCGAUACGUUCAAAGUCCAGUACCUUCUGGGAAUCAGUGCAGUCCUGGCGAUACUUUUCCCGCAUGACUAUCGAAUCUCCGAGAUACUGUGGACGUUCUCAAUUUGGCUGGAGUCUGUUGCGAUUCUACCCCAACUGUUCAUGUUACAAAGGACUGGAGAGGCGGAUACAAUCACCACUCACUACUUAUUCGCCCUUGGGUCGUACCGAGCCCUCUACAUUCCCAAUUGGAUUUACCGAUACUUCACCGAGACUCACUUUCAGCGGUCAUUCCAGCCAGUGCCUAUCAUUGCGGGUAUUGUUCAAACCUUACUCUAUUCUGAUUUCUUCUACAUCUACUACAACAAGGUUCUGAAAGGAAAGAAAUUCUCCCUCCCCGUUUGA
Molecule: messenger RNA, 654 nt
Organism: Penicillium chermesinum
Lineage: Eukaryota; Fungi; Ascomycota; Eurotiomycetes; Eurotiales; Aspergillaceae
Exons: 6
Coding region: 1-654 (217 amino acids)
Biological process (GO): protein retention in ER lumen; endoplasmic reticulum to Golgi vesicle-mediated transport
Cellular component (GO): cis-Golgi network; endoplasmic reticulum; membrane
Molecular function (GO): ER lumen protein retrieval receptor activity
Source: RefSeq, a predicted model, not a curated record